AUGCGUCUCACUACAAUGAUCACAACACUGUUCCUCGCGAUCCAGUCUGCCUAUACCUUUCCAACCGGCGAAACUCUCGUCACAAUCAACCUCUUCGGCCGCAGCCGCACCUGUGGCGGUGCGCCCACUACCCUGAACCUCGUGGCCGGCGUCUGUUACUCGAUUGCCGGCAAUAACAGUCUUCGUGUCAUUGAACACAAGGCUGGGCUGUUCUACAACUCUCUGCAUGUGUACCCGAGCGCCAAGUGCAAUGUGGCUUGGACGCUGCAGCCUCUUCAGGACAACUGCUCGGAUGUCAGCGCGUACGAGAGUAUUAUGGUUGUUACUUAG
This is a messenger RNA of Parastagonospora nodorum SN15, 330 nucleotides long. RefSeq lists its product as hypothetical. NCBI's taxonomy places the organism in Eukaryota, Fungi, Ascomycota, Dothideomycetes, Pleosporales, Phaeosphaeriaceae. The transcript has 2 exons. Bases 1 to 330 code for a protein of 109 amino acids. The record is from RefSeq and is a predicted model, not a curated record.